AUGGCCGCACAGAGCGAGCAGAAAGUGGCAGAGAUCAUCGUCGAAAGCAUUUACAAUGCCGGCGUCAAACUUGUCUUUGGGAUUCCUGGAGCCAAGGUGGACGCCAUCUUCGAUACGUUAACAGACCACCCAGAGAUCAAGUUGGUGGUUUGCAGACAUGAGCAGAAUGCGGCGUUCAUGGCCGCGGCUCUGGGCCGUAUUACUGGCAUUCCAGGUGUAUGCGUGGCUACUUCUGGACCUGGAGCAGGCAACUUGACGACCGGAUUGGUGACUGCAACGACCGAGGGAGAUCCAGUCGUCGCCAUUGUCGGAUCGGUGCCACGCCUCUUGAACACGAAGCACACACAUCAAUCGAUGAAGGCAUUGGAUAUCCUGAAGCCGACUUCCAAAUCUGCCACCAAUGUCGAUGUCGAAGAUCAAGCAGCCGAAGUCAUUCUGGCCAGUUUCCGAACCGCGAACGGCAAUCCAAAGGGCGCCUCUGUUGUUUCGAUUCCAAUGGACGUUGCGGGUGGAAAGUCCAAGAUCAGGGCGUUUCCUGGUCCUGCGUUCAAGGCUCCCAAUUACGGCCCAGCACCGAAGACUGAGGUGGAAAGAGUGGCGAAGUUGAUCGACAACGCGAAGCUCCCCGUCCUGUUCUUGGGGCAGAGGGCAUCGAGCACUAUUGUCGUGGAAGCUGUCCGAGAGUUCCUCAAGAGACACCCGAUUGCUGUAGUAGAGACCUUCCAGGCUGCUGGAGCCGUUCCUGAGUCUCUGGCAGAUCAAGUCUUCUUUGGCCGAGUUGGACUGUUCAGAAAUCAGACAGGAGACCGACUCCUCGCUAAGUCGGAUCUGAUAAUAACACUCGGCUACGAUCCCACAGAGUACGACGCGAGUUCUUGGAACCCAACUGGCGGCCUCAACCUCGUACAUGUCGACUACACGUCCUGCGACUAUGGAGCUUACUACCAUCCUGUGACAGAACUUCUUGGAUCUGUCAAAGAGAACAUUCUUGCUUUGGGCGAUGCAGUCACCAACGUCACGGAUCCCGCGAAAGACGAGUUCUGUCUGGGCCUGACUCGAGAGCUGAAGGCGUGGCAGAAAGAAUAUGAAAACUCCAAGGGAGGCAACGCAAGCCUGGUUCAACCACUUCAGUUCAUCUCGGCCCUUCAGAAGAGAGUUUCAAAGGAUACAACAGUCACUGUAGACGUCGGAACGGUGUACAUUUACAUGAUGCGCUACUUCUACGCAUACCAGCCACGCAAACUACUUUGCUCUAACGGACAGCAGACGUUGGGCGUUGGUAUGCCGUGGGCAAUCGCGGCCUCCUUAUCGCAAGAUCCACCAUGCUCGCAAAAGGUUGUGUCACUCAGUGGCGAUGGAGGCUUCAUGUUCUCAUCUCAGGAGCUGUCAACAGCUGUCUUGCAAGGCUGCAACAUCACCCACUUCAUCUGGAACGACGAGGCGUACAACAUGGUCGAGUUCCAAGAAGAGAUGAAGUACGGUCGAAGCAGUGGCAUCAACCUGGGUGGCGUGGAUUUCGUCAAGUAUGCGGAGAGUUUUGGUGGAAAGGGGUUCAGAAUCAACGAUUCUUCGCAAAUUGAGGAGGUCAUGGAUCAGACACUCGCACACAAGGGGUUGUCUUUGGUCGAUGUGAGGAUCGACUACUCGCAUGCCAAAGAUCUCGCCGCCAAUCUGAUCAAGGACAGCGUUGGUUGA
Molecule: messenger RNA, 1695 nt
Organism: Zasmidium cellare ATCC 36951
Lineage: Eukaryota; Fungi; Ascomycota; Dothideomycetes; Mycosphaerellales; Mycosphaerellaceae
Exons: 1
Coding region: 1-1695 (564 amino acids)
Biological process (GO): butanediol metabolic process; L-valine biosynthetic process
Cellular component (GO): acetolactate synthase complex
Molecular function (GO): acetolactate synthase activity; flavin adenine dinucleotide binding; magnesium ion binding
Source: RefSeq, a predicted model, not a curated record